AUGGAGAAGAACAUGAAGGUCUGUGUUACAGGAGGUGCAAGCUAUCUUGGUUCUUAUCUUAUCAAGAAGCUCUUAGAGAGAGGCUAUAUAGUCCAUGCUACUCUCAGGAAUUUGGGUGAGCCAUCAAAGGUAGGGCUUCUCAAGGGUCUUCCAAAUGCAGAAACAAGACUGGAAUUGUUUGAGGCAGACAUAUAUAAUCCUGAUGAUUUUGGAACAGCAAUUCAUGGGUGUGAACUUGUCGUCCACAUGGCCACUCCCUUGCAACACCAACCCAAAAACUCUCAGGUCUAA
This is a messenger RNA of Ilex paraguariensis (yerba mate), 291 nucleotides long. Lineage: Eukaryota; Viridiplantae; Streptophyta; Magnoliopsida; Aquifoliales; Aquifoliaceae. The record is from the annotation of a GenBank genome assembly.